AUGGCAGGUCGGCACGAUGGUGCAGACAAUGCAAGUCAGCCUGCCCUGCAGGUCAUUGUGCUGGGCUCGGGCGGUGGUCCGCAAGAGAACAAUGUUACCGCUUUUCUCGUGCGAUCGGUCCGGUCCGGGUGGGCUCGGGGCUCCGUAGUGGCCCUGGAUGCCGGCGUCCACCUCUCUGCCAUCACCCGCAUUCUCGAAGACACGCAGCCGCCCGGUCUGGGCUCGCGGACUAACCCCUUGCCGCAUAUCCUCGACUCCGGUCCCUUCGCUGGAAUGGAGAUUCGUUCGGCCUAUGCGUCGACGAACGCGGCCCACGUGACACGCCAUCUCAUCGACACCUAUCUCAUCACUCAUCCUCACCUCGACCACAUCAGCGGUUUCGUCAUCAACACCGCAGGGCUCCCGGGAACGAGACCGAAACGAAUCGCCGGGUUGCCCUCCACCAUCUCCGCGUUCAAGUCACACAUCUUCAAUAACGUAAUUUGGCCAAACUUAUCAGACGAGAACAACGGCGCCGGGCUCGUUACUUACACCCGCCUCGUCGAAGGGGGCAGCCCAGCCCUGGGCGAAGGAGACGGCAAGGGGUACCUAGAAAUUAGCGACGACCUCACGGUCAAGGUCCUCAGCGUCAGCCACGGGCACUGCAUGGAAAAGCACAUCCACCGAGGUUCUGCCUGCUCGUCGCGCUUCGGCAGCGUGGACGUCUCAUCCGUGGCGUCGCCACGAGUACCCCAAGUCGGCAACGCCGGCGCCGCCGCUAGCUCGGGCCCUUCGCCGUCGUCGCUCUUCCGGUCAACAGCGGGCAUUGGUAUCUCGUCGGCGCUGGGGCCGGAGCGGGAGUCGAUGUGCGUGUAUGACUCGAGCGCGUACUUUCUCCGUGACGCAGUGGGCGGGCGCGAGGUACUCAUGUUCGGCGACGUCGAGCCCGAUAGCUUGUCGCUGUCGCCGCGGAACCUGGGCGUGUGGCAGGAAGCGGCGCCGCGUGUCGCCGGCGGCAGCCUCACCGCCGUCUUCAUCGAGUGCUCCUACGACGACGGCCAGGCCGACGACCGCCUCUUCGGCCACCUCACCCCGCGCUACGUCGUCCAGGAGCUCCGGGUUCUGGCCGCGGAGGUCGUGGCCGCCCGCGCCCAGGCUCAGGCGCAAGACUCUGUCCCGGUCGGCAAGAGGAAAGCUUCCGUUGCCGAGCCGAAUAAGAAGCGCAAGAGAGGCCUAGAUGAGGAGGACGAAGGAGCAAGGUACGCGGGCAGAAGGGCGGAAUGGGGCUCCGCCAGACCCGUGAGGGUGGUGGUGACAGAGGCGACCGCUCUCGCCGACGAUGACGACAUGCCCGUGUCUCCGAAGUCGACGCAGCCCCAGCGGCGUAACUCCGGCGGCUCGGGCUCGGGCUCAGGCUCGGGUUCGUCGCCACUGCCGAGCGAGCACGAGGGCUGCUUCGACACGCACCACGCGGCGACGGCGGACCUGACGAUCCGGGGCUACGAGUCGAGCACGACGGCGUCACCCCCUCCGCUAGCUACCGCUCUCCCGACCAACGCGGCGGUGCCCGCGGCGAAAGCCACCGCGGCGGAGGCGAGUGCCUACCCGCUGCGGGGGCUGACGGUGGUGGUGAUCCACGUCAAGGACCGACUCGACGGCGACGACGGCGGCAGCGACGAGGACCCGGCGGCGGCGGGCGACGCGAUUUUGGCGCAGCUGCGGGGACACGAGCGCGAGGCCAGCCUCGGCUGCGAGUUCGUCGUGUCGCGGCCCGGGCAGAGCUUCUUCUUCUGA
This is a messenger RNA of Durotheca rogersii, 1773 nucleotides long. RefSeq names its product cAMP phosphodiesterases class-II-domain-containing protein. Bases 1 to 1773 code for a protein of 590 amino acids. The transcript has 2 exons. Gene Ontology annotation, biological process: cGMP catabolic process; negative regulation of glucose mediated signaling pathway; cAMP catabolic process. Gene Ontology annotation, molecular function: 3',5'-cyclic-GMP phosphodiesterase activity; 3',5'-cyclic-AMP phosphodiesterase activity. Lineage: Eukaryota; Fungi; Ascomycota; Sordariomycetes; Xylariales; Xylariaceae. The record is from RefSeq and is a predicted model, not a curated record.